CUGCGCAAAAAAACGAAACAAAAAUAAUUGUAUUUGAUUUUCCUUAAUGGAAAUGGAAGUGGGUUAUAAGCAAAUUAAAAAAAAAUAAUAUUGUUAAGAUCUUUUCCAGUAAUGACUGCGAGCUGACAGAGCCAAUUUAUGGGGAGAAAUUCAAUUUCAAAGCCUUGCAUUCCGAUAUUGCAAAGGUUGUGAAAGGCGGCAAGGACGACACGUUCGAGUACAAUAUAUGUGGCAGCUUAAGCCGUGCAUGUAAUGGUGUAAACAAUGCGUCUGCUUGUCUUAGGAGAGGCAAUCAGGAGUAUGUGCUCGGCACUCAACACCAAUUGAAUUAUCGGCGUGGCAAAAUGUACUUCGAAUUCAGUAAUGGAGCCAAGUGUCCCAGCGGCGAUGGCGAAUUUAAAUUAUUUGUCUUCCUUAGCUGUGACUACACAUUGGAUGCCGAACAAUCGAAAGUGACAUCAUAUUCUGCCGAUGCGUGUAAAUUCUAUAUAUCAUUAGAGACACCAUAUGCCUGUUUGCCUGAACCCGAAACGGUUAAAUCGAAUGGUUGCAGUGUGCAGGACUCCGUUACUGGACACAAUUAUGAUUUGCUGUCGUUGAGCGACUUUAACUAUGGAACAAGUGAUCGACAUGGCAAUGUAUUUAUGGUGAACAUUUGCAAACCGGUGCUGUAUGGAGAGAAUGCAAUGUGCCCCAAAGGGAGUAGUGUUUGUUUAGUAAAAUUAAAUUCAACCGACUACAAACAACGGUUUUUUGACUAUGGGACCGUGCAACCUAAUCCUAUAUUAGAAAAUGGCUAUUUGCUUAUGCGCCUUCCAUCUCCGACACCUUAUAAUGAGACGCAUAAUCACUCCUCAACUAUACAUUUUAUAUGUGAUAAUGAGAUAAAGAGUUCUCAAUUGUCAUUUAUUGGUGCCAAAGAGAACGUGUAUGAAUUUUCGUUUACCACUCCUUUGGCAUGUAAUAACAAUCCACCAUGCACUACGAUAACCCAUGGAAAUGAAGUUUUGGAUAUGCGACCGCUGCAGGGUACAACAUACGAGUUGUCGAUGCCUUCAAAAAAUUAUACGUUCGGCAUCUGUACGAAUGCGGGUCAUUCGUGCUUGUCAAAUGAUGGCUCUUGUCUCGUCGAGAACCAACAGACCACCAGUAUGGGCAAAAGCAAUUCACAACUACGUUCCAAUCGCUCCGGCUCACCGUAUUUGCUGUACACCGAUGGAGCACUUUGUGAUGGCCAAAAUAAGUGGUCGACAAGAAUUGAGUUUGUCUGUGCCAACAAUGCUACCAAAGACAAUGGGACUGCGAACGGUAGCGCUAACGGCAACACCAGCAAUGCAUUGGGUCCGAAAAUAAUCGAAAAUAAAAAUUGCCAACUACUAAUUCACUUUCAAACACCAUUGGCUUGUCAUGAGCAGAUUGCCUGCAAAGUCAAAGUCUACGUUGAGCAUUCGGAGGACGGCACCGGCGAGGAGGUGGUCGAUUUGACGCCAUUAAUAAGUGCAACCGACAACUAUGAAGCUGAAAUUAAUAACGCAUCGAUAACGGAACAACAAGUGCCUAAAUCGACCAAGUUUUUCCUCAAUGUCUGCCGUCCAUUGGUGCCGAAAUUCGGCUUAGGUUGUACGGGUGGCUCGGCAGCUUGCAUGGCUAAGGUGGAUUCAUCGUCAGCAACACCCGAGGAGGAGAAGAGUCUUGGUUUCCCAAUGGCCUCAUUGGUUGCCUACAAUCGCACCGUCGCGGAAUUACGUUACCUACGCGGCAGCACUUGCCCCACCGAUAGCAAAUCGGAACUCUCCUCCAGCAUUAAAUUCAACUGUGAUAUGCGCGCUGGUCUGGGUAAACCAAUUCUACAGAACAUUUCGGAUUGUCAUUACGAAUUCCAGUGGACGACAAACGUCAUAUGUCCCUCACAUAUGUGCACUUUUAAUGAGGAGACAUGCGAAAUAAUUAACGACGAUAUUAAUUUCAAUUACGAACUAAAAAAGGCGCCUUUCACCGACGCUGGUCAAAUAAAGAUUCUCAGCGGUAAAGAUGCUUUUACACUCAACAUUUGUGGAAAUCAUCGCAAAGCAGAAACUGAUUACUCACAGGGUUUGGUGAAUUUAUUCUUCACUACAGAAGCGCCAUGCGGCACCUCAAAUGUUCAGCUGCGCCUAAUUUGUAGUGGUGACACCAAGCGCAUAAUCAACUAUGACAAUGCGAGCAAGGAAUGCAACUUGGUUGUGCACCAGAGCACGCCGGAUAUCUGCAAAUUCCUUAGACUAGCAGUGCCGCCGCCAACGGCGAACGACUCUGGCGAUAGCAGCACUGUUGCAACGCCAACAACAACUACAACGAGCAGCACAGCAGCACCAGCAGGCGGCGUAGAUAAUGGCGGCGCACAUCCUGCCGAGCAAACUGGCUCCAUUGGAGCUAUAUUGGCCGCUAUAUUAUCGUUGACUUGCUUCGUCGCUUGCCUUGGUGUGUUUGCUUUUUCGCCGGAGCGCCGGAACAGCGUGAGGCGCUUGUUUAGACGCACUACGUCGGCGGUGCGUUAUUCCAGGGUUCAAUCUAAUGAGGAAGCUAACCUGUUGCUCGAUACAAAUGGCGAAUUCACGGAUAGUGAUGAUGAACUACUGCUCUAGAGCAAAUUUGAAACACUACUUUACAUAAACACAACAAGGAUUUCAGAAAACUCACUACAAUACUGUACACUUUGAAAAAAGUCGAAAACUAUUUUUAAUAACAACAAUUAAUAAUGUUACAUAUAUGCAUUUUAAAAGCUUAAGAAAAUUAUUGUACUGAGAACAUUAUGAGCUAAAAAUCUGAAAUAUUCAAUGCGAGCUUCUUUUUGCCACAUAAACCUCAAGCCAGAAAGAAGAAGUGAACAUAAAUCAAAAAAGAAAACCUAAAUAAACACCAAAGAGGAAAUAUAAAACAACAAAACAUUAAUAAAUAAAUAAAGAUAUAAAUAAAAUUAUAAAUAAUAAUAAACAGCAAUUCUAAAUUAGAUCGAAGCAAAUAUGUUAUUGUAUGAGAGAAAUUUUUAAGAAUUUUUUAAACUUAUAAUGUAAUACACACACAUAAAAACAUAAAAGAAAUAUUUUAAAAACAAAACUUGAAUAAGUAUUUAUGAAUUGUAAAUGCGCAACUUGUAAUGGAAAUGGAAGAUAGAUCUUUUUAGUGUGUAUAGAUGUCAUGAAUAUUCUUAAAAUUAUAUAUAUAUAUAUAUAUAGAAUAUUCUUCAAAUGAAGGCAUACAAUUAUAUUUUUGUAUGUAUGUAAAAGUGAAGUGACGAUAGAAACAAGCAAGAAACUAAAAGCUAUAUUUUUUCAAAAAUUCAACCUGUUGUAAUUGUAUACCAUUGCAUUUUAUAUAAGUAUUUCGGUAAAACAAAAAAUAUAUAUAUUAAAGACAACACAAAUGCUUUAAGCGCGUUAUGGCAUACAUGCUUCAUAUAAACGUAUGUAUGUAUGCAGUGAAGUCAGGCGCUUAGGCUUCUUCAAAUACCCACUGCAAUACGAUCCUAAGAUCUUCAUAAAAACCUUGAUACUAUAUAUACCUAAAUAUAUGUAAACAGCUUUAAUUGUGAUUGCAACGCACACACAUACAUACAUACGUACAUAUACGUAGCCACAACAAAGUGUGUUGCCACCUUUUAGUCAAGUUUUGUAAUGCUUAAACAACUGUGUACGUGUGUUUAAGCACAUAUUUAUUCCUACUUUUCUAUUUAAUAAUAUUCAAUAUUUCUGUCUUUAUUGGCGCUAUGUACUUAAAUAUAGCUAGUAAUCCAUAUUAAGCUCUCAUUUGAAUAUGAAUAAAAUUAUGUGCAUAUAUAUGAA
Bactrocera oleae (olive fruit fly) is the source of this 3821-nucleotide messenger RNA. The record is from RefSeq and is a predicted model, not a curated record. NCBI's taxonomy places the organism in Eukaryota, Metazoa, Arthropoda, Insecta, Diptera, Tephritidae.